AUGGGCAACAACCUGAAAUCUCUCAACUCAUCCUCACCUGAAAGAACAUCAAACUCUACGUUAGACUUUAAAGCGACAGACAGCACAGCAUCAUGUCUAUUCAAGUACGAUGCAUCAUUCAAUGUCGGGCCUUAUGGGAUCCAAGGUCACCAGAUACAGGAUGCUACCACUUCCACUAAUCUCACUGCCGGCGAGACCAAGUUCUUGGUCGCCUACGUCAAGCAUAUGAAGUCCACUCCAGAAGUCGACUGGGACUCAAUCGCACGAGAACUAGAUUACGAAAAGGUGGACUCGGCGAAGAAGUUUUUCAGCAAACUGAAGAUCAAGCUUAAGCAGGGCACUGGCUCCAACACUGGAGGAGGCGGAGGAACACUCAGCUCCUCGGUAUUGCAGCCUACCCCUAAAGGUAGCAAAAAGAGAGCUGCUGGACAAGCCGCGGAAGGAUCGUCACCGACUAAGAACUCAGGAGGCAAGAUGAUGUGA
Molecule: messenger RNA, 483 nt
Organism: Mollisia scopiformis
Lineage: Eukaryota; Fungi; Ascomycota; Leotiomycetes; Helotiales; Mollisiaceae
Exons: 2
Coding region: 1-483 (160 amino acids)
Source: RefSeq, a predicted model, not a curated record